AUGGGAUGCAAAACACAUCGUGAAAUUUAACAGGACAUGAUUUUUAACUAAGUAUCUUCUUAAAAAUUGCUAGUUAGCAACUCUAUAAAAAUCAAAACUUCAUGUAGUCAUCUUGUGGCGCAUAUAACUUAGACAAUUGUGUGCACAAUGGGACCUUUGAAAUAAGCAUUGAUUUUCUACAACAUAGAAAGUAACCUAAUGCCUCGUGUACCACGCCAGUUGCCAUUCGUAAAGAUUUCCUGGCUAGUUUUAAUCUUUUUGUGUUUUGAAGCAGUGAAUGAAAAUAUUUUUGUGCAAACUUAAUAUAAAAUUUUUCUUUCCUCUACAGCAAAAUAUGUUGCAUAUUCUGUACAGUGAAAUGCGGAAUUAGCAGUUACUUUGAAUGAGAUACGCUGUAACUAACAAGUCUAGAAAAAUAAAACCUAACAGUGUCGUAAAGUAGCGUAUAUAAUAUGAUUGCAUGAAAAAAUAAUAAUUAAAGUUUUAUCAGUUAUAAGGUGAGAAAUAAUAUUUACGCAAAUUAUAACGCUUGUUUCUCAUGAUGUAUUCCUGAAAAUCUUGCCAUCCGUAUAUCGCACACCAUGUACGUUUCAUCUACAAUAUGUUUCGCUUUUUCCCUAAUUCUGUGUAUUUGGACAAGAUCACUAAAACUAAUGUGAAGCACCCAACAACUACUUUGCUUAAAACAAAUGUGUGCAAAACAUAAAAGUACAUUAUAAGGUGUGUAGCUACUUGUAUGAUAUCAAAGUAAUCAGCUCAUACACCUCCCAUAUAAGGAAGAAAUUUCAUUUCUUGGACAUAUGUUAAAUGUGAUGUAGAGAAAUAUUUUUUUUUUCUUACGCCUACUGAUCUAAAACGAAAUUCUCACCUACAUAAGGUAGGUAAAAACUCAAAUAGACAAAAGAGCGAAUCGAAUUAAUGUAUGCUUAUUCACAUACGACAGAAACUUCUUGCAUGGGAGAUGUAUAAUAUGGUUACACUAAAGGCUAAGCAGCAUAUGGUUAUUCAUACAGCAGAGAAACCUGUGUGUGAUGAAUAUGAUAAGUCAUUUAAACUAAAAUGUGAUUUAAACAGCAGUGUACGUAUUCACACAGAAGAGAAACCUUAUGUGUGUGAGGUAUGUAACAUGUCAUUUUCUCAAAAGUGUAUUUUAAAUCAUCAUAUGCGUAUUCAUAACCCAAAGAAACUUCAUGUGUGUGACGUAUGUAACAAAUCAUUUAGAAAAAAGUCUCAUUUAAAAAGCCAUAUGCUUAUUCACACAGGAGAGAAACCUUAUGCAUGUGAGCUAUGUAAUAAGACAUUUAGAGAAAGAUCUACUUUAAAAACGCAUCUACUUGUUCAUACGGGAGAGAGACCUCAUAUAUGUGAAGUUUGCAACACCUCAUUUUCUAGAAUACGGGAUUUAAAUCGCCAUAUUCGUAGUCAUACUGGAGAGAAACCUCAUGUGUGUGAAAUAUGUAACAAAUCAUUUAAAUGUAAGUUAAGUUUACAAAAGCAUAUGCUUAUUCACACAGGUGAGAAACCUGGUGUGUAUGAGGUAUGUAAUAACUCAUUUAGAGAAAAGUGUGGUUUAAAAACACAUCUGCUUGUUCACACAGGAGAAAAACUUCAUAUGUGUGAGGUAUGUAACAAAUCAUUUAGAUAUAAGUGUAAUUUAAAUAGCCAUUUUCUUAUUCACAAUGGAGAGAAACCUCAUGUGUGUGAGGUAUGUAACAAAUCAUUUAGAUAUAAGGAUAAUUUAAACAGCCAUCUUCUUAUUCACACUGGAGAGAAACCUCACGAGUGUGAGGUAUGUAAUAAGUCAUUUAGACGCAAAAGUAACUUAAACAGGCAUUUUGGUAUUCACUCAACAGAAAAUCCUGAAGAGAAACCUCAUGAGUGUGAGGUAUGUAAUAAGUCAUUUAGACGCAAAAGUGACUUAAACAGGCAUUUUGGUAUUCACGCAACAGAAAAACCUCAUGUGUGUGACAUAUGUAAUAAGUCAUUUAGUGGAAAGAGUGCUUUAACAAAGCAUAUAUUUAUUCACACAGCAGAGAAACCACAUGUGUGUGAGGUAUGUAAU
This is a messenger RNA of Stegodyphus dumicola, 2062 nucleotides long. Its product is annotated as zinc finger protein 595-like. Lineage: Eukaryota; Metazoa; Arthropoda; Arachnida; Araneae; Eresidae. The record is from RefSeq and is a predicted model, not a curated record.